Messenger RNA from Ostrea edulis (European flat oyster), 2686 nucleotides. RefSeq lists its product as uncharacterized. The record is from RefSeq and is a predicted model, not a curated record. Lineage: Eukaryota; Metazoa; Mollusca; Bivalvia; Ostreida; Ostreidae. Gene Ontology annotation, cellular component: plasma membrane. Gene Ontology annotation, biological process: proton transmembrane transport. The coding region runs from base 981 to 2642 and encodes 553 amino acids. Gene Ontology annotation, molecular function: voltage-gated proton channel activity. The transcript has 10 exons.
UGUUGAUUUUCAGUUACUUACUGGCUGCGUACAUGUAUAUAUAAGAUUGUUUAUUGAAAUCAACGUGUUGGAUACGAGGUUUCUGACACUGCCCGCUGAUUGAGUCUGGUUUGAGAGAUACGAAAUAUCUAUACGUAAAAGCAAUCACCUCUGGUGUGAGGUCAGUGUUAUAAACACCGUGAAAAAAUCAAGACACCUACAUUUUUCCAAGUUAAACGGACACAGUGAACAUCUCUGUAAUGAGCUUUCAUUGUGCGUUUGUUAUCAUUAGGUGUUAAUGUUGAUCGGAGUGCCUAGGUGAAGAACACGAUCGAAAAUUAGCCUAAUGGGAAUUUAGAACAAAAUGAUACAAAAAUAAACGAGACCAACGAUAAUCCACGUUCAAUGGGCAGCUCGGAUUAAUUGAAAUUGUGUUUGACUUGUGUAAAUUGUGAAAAAAGAAAAACGAAUAUGAUGGAUUUAUCGGUUUUCCGUUUUGUUCGUAUCGUUAAGGAUCAGUGGAGAAAUUGACACGAACAGCUGAUUAAUAACCUUGAGAUAUUUUCAAGUGUUGUUCUUACAAUCGUUUUUGUGGGAUUCGUUUUUAAAAUCAGUGUUGUUCUAGAACAUCCAUUAUGUCACUAUAAGUCGUCUAAGUGGACAGAAGUGGGUAAGGUUUUUCCCUGAUUUUUGUCAGCAAUAUUAAUUAUUUUUCUUUCAUCUUCAUUUAAUUUUUCUCUUCAUAUUUUCUUUUCAUUUUGCGUGUGUCGCAGACAUAUUUUUUUCGGAAUUCAUAUGCCACAUGUACAUAUAUUCCAUUCCACGUGUCUCCCCAAAACAAUUUAAUCUAAUAAUUCUGAACAUGCACCUUCAUCAUUUAUAGUAAUAAUAUUUAUUUGGCCAUGGUAACGCAGCCACCAAUGUCUUCCAUCUUGAUACAGAGCAACGCAAUAUGAAAUCGGUCUUCAUCUUUUCCUUCAGACAGUAUCUAAUCUAUUUUUAUGGAGAUUUAUGAUCGUUAUAUGCAAUAUUUACGCGAUCUUUAUCUAGCGAUGGACGGGUUUCCACUAAUAUCAUCUGAUGAUCGCCAUUCACUACAUUUAGUGGGGAUUUUACUUCGGAAAUGUGAUUACUUCUUAUAUGGCGUAUAUUUUGGAUUGUUAAAUAAGGAUCCACCAACAUUUAUGGACAAAUUCCCCGAGACUCGGUUGUAUAGAUCAACCCCUAGAAGUACACGCUCGAGUCCCAGACGAGGAACGCCAGACUCUAGCAGAAAUAGUUCCUUGUCUAAACAACAACAGUUCCUGACUACGCCCGACCACCAAAAUGGACAGGUGCCCGGGGAUGGAAUUCACAGGCGAAGGUCAUCUAUUGCUAUGCGUGCCGUUAAAGCUGUUGAAAACGUCGCACGCCGAGUGUCAACACCCACCUUUUCCAUCGACAAAAUUGAAGAGAACUUAGACCGAGAAAUCAAAGAAGAGGAAUUGGAAAAUGAAGAAACACGAGGAACAUGCAAAAUAUUGCGGAGUUCGUGUCAGGACAUAUUACACAGCAAGAAGGUGCUCCUGUUGAUAGUCCUGCUGAAUAUAAUUGACUGCCUGUUAGUGCUGGCCGGCCUUAUCCUGGACAUCCACUACAUCAAAGGGAUGCUAAACGCCACCAAACAAUUGACGAGGAAGUUUACUUAUGCCUUAAAGGACAGAUUUCCUCACAUGUUUAACAAUUUGAGCCCCUAUGACAUUCACGAUUUCUAUAACACAUUGCUAACUUUACCUUACCACUGUAACGAGUCGUUGACAGAUGUGUUACCAGUGACAAACUUGAAACAUUCCGGAACGUCAUCAAAUUUUACCACGGUAUCAAACGGAAGUGAGUCUAAAAUUGGAAUAUUUACUUCAGAGGAUUUACCAUCUUUUCUGACACGCCAUCACCAAAAGCAUCAAAUAGAGACAGAUAUUGCUCAUGGCUUCCACAAAGCCAGCAUCGCCAUUUUAGCAGUUCUUUCAUCAUUGGUUCUCCUGAAAAUAUUUUGCUAUGGAAAACAAUUACUAAAGAGGAAAAUGGAGAUGUUUGACGGGGUGAUAGUAAUAGCAUCCUUCAUUCUUGAUAUAGUGUUCAUUAAAGGCCUGACAGUCUACCCUUUAGAAGAAACAGUUCAAAUCCUUGCGUUUCUGAUGCCAUGGCGGGUCAUUAGAGUCGCUAACAGUUUAGUAAUGGCAGUCCUAGACCAAGCUCAUCUUCAACUGAAGAUGGUGUAUAAGGAGAAAAAAGCAGUAGAGGAAAAAUUAGAGAUUUCAGACGUAAACAACAGGUACAAUAAAGAAGUAGUCAAUGCUUUACGAUGCCUUUGUGAGACAGAAGGAAUCGCAACUUAUAAAGUUCUUAAAACGAUAUGCUCCUGUGAAUCUCCGAGCAAAAAGAAGAAAAAGAACGGAAGCUUUAAAAAGAAACUAACUAAAAAGGUUAAUUGCUUGGGUUCCGGUGUCGACCGAAGCUCGUGUCCCUAUGGCAACAUUCCGGAUAUGAACGAAGUAACUUUGGAACAUCUACAUCGCAUAGCAAAUAAAGCAAACUUUAAGUCUACAUUUGAAGACGUGAACGAGGCGUCCGACUCAGACGCUGAAAGUGGAUCUCUGCUGGAUAAAAACUACAACGAACCAUAACAGUUUCUGUAAAUGUUAUGAAGUAAAGUCUUUUUCUACACAUA